AAUAGUUUAAUAGCGAACUCUAGAGACUAAACAUGUCUAGCGAAUCGAGCGAAACGGAUGGCAUAGUCAUACGCAUCAUGAACGUGUCGGACUAUCAGAAUGUUAAAAAUGCAAUGGGCGGGAAUAUAAACAGGGACGAGCCGCUAGAUACGUGCUGCGGCGGGUAUGUGAAUAAAUUGUAUCAGCAGACGGACGAUGACUAUCACAUUUCCAUAGUUGAGAAAGGAACUAGUCUCAUGGCUAUCGAUGAGAAGAACGGCGGACGCAUCGUCGGCAUAGUUGUGGCUGCUCCUCAGACACCUAGCGAUGUAAUUAGAUUUACCAAAGAUAUAAGGACAUCAACUGACUAUGAACGCAUCGACAUAUUAAUAUCAAAAGUCGAGGAAGAGGCCAAUCUCUACAAGCGUUACGGCAUCUCUAAGCUGCUCUGCUCGCAUAUCACUUAUGUUGAUGCCACAAUGCGUGGCAAAGGACUGGGCGCACGUCUAACAACCGCUCUCAUGGAAUUGGGUCGCUCCAAGGGCUAUCCCCUCUUGGUCGCCUACUGCACCAGCUUCUAUUCGGCACGCCAGAAGCAAGCCUUGGGCAUGGAGUGCGUCUACAAAUUAGCCUAUGCUGACUUCAAGGAUGCCAACGGAAAGGUUGUGUUCAACCCACCUGAACCGCAUACACAUAUACGCGUGAUGGCUAUUAAACUAUAAGCUGAUUAUAUGUCACCUCGGUAUUCAUCAGUAAAUAUUUGAUAAUAAUAUUUGUCUAUUAAAUC
Messenger RNA from Drosophila arizonae, 766 nucleotides. RefSeq names its product arylalkylamine N-acetyltransferase-like 2. Gene Ontology annotation, molecular function: N-acetyltransferase activity. The record is from RefSeq and is a predicted model, not a curated record. Lineage: Eukaryota; Metazoa; Arthropoda; Insecta; Diptera; Drosophilidae.